Messenger RNA from Telopea speciosissima, 771 nucleotides. Its product is annotated as glutathione S-transferase U17-like. Gene Ontology annotation, cellular component: cytoplasm. Lineage: Eukaryota; Viridiplantae; Streptophyta; Magnoliopsida; Proteales; Proteaceae. The transcript is spliced from 4 exons. The record is from RefSeq and is a predicted model, not a curated record. The coding region runs from base 43 to 741 and encodes 232 amino acids. Gene Ontology annotation, biological process: glutathione metabolic process. Gene Ontology annotation, molecular function: glutathione transferase activity.
AGAGAGAGAAAGAGAGAUAGAGAGAGAGAGAGAGUUUUGACAAUGGCUGACGGUGACGUGAAGCUCGUGGGCGCAUGGCCAAGCCCGUUCGUGAUGCGGGCGAGAAUCGCCCUAAACAUCAAGACCAUCACCUACGAGUUUCUCCAAGAAACGUUUGCACCCAAAAGCCAACUCCUCCUCCAAUCCAACCCUGUCUACAAGAAAAUCCCAGUUCUCAUCCACGCCGACAAACCCAUAUGUGAAUCCCUCAUUAUCGUCCAAUACGUCGACGAGAUCUGGACCUCCGGUCCCUCAAUCCUCCCUUCCGACCCUUACGAUCGCGCCAUCGCCCGCUUUUGGGCUGUCUACAUCGAUGAUAAGUGGUUUCCGGCUUUAAGUGGAAUACAAAAAGCUGAGAGUGAGGAAGCGAAAGCGGCGGGGAUAGAGCAAGUCAAGGAUGGAUUGGUGUUGCUGGAAGAAGCUUUCCAGAAGUGUAACAAAGGGAAGAAGGGUUCUUUCUUUGGUGGGGAGAGGAUUGGGUACCUUGACAUCGCAUUUGGUUGUUUCUUGGGUUGGCUCAAGGUGACUGAGAAGUUUAAUGGAGUGAAGUUCUUGGACGAAACUAAGACGCCUGGUUUGGUGGGUUGGGCUGAAAAAUUCUGUUCGGAUCCGGCGGUGAAGGAUGUGAUGCCGGAAACGGAAAAGCUGGCGGAAUUCGCUAAGAUCUUGCAUGCCAGGUCCAAGGCUGCUCCGCCCAGUUAAAAAGAGAUCUAAUCUUCACAUUAUGAUUAG